This is a messenger RNA of Nannospalax galili (Upper Galilee mountains blind mole rat), 2064 nucleotides long. RefSeq names its product chromosome unknown C18orf63 homolog (gene CUNH18orf63). NCBI's taxonomy places the organism in Eukaryota, Metazoa, Chordata, Mammalia, Rodentia, Spalacidae. The record is from RefSeq and is a predicted model, not a curated record. The transcript is spliced from 12 exons. The coding region runs from base 1 to 2064 and encodes 687 amino acids.
AUGAAUGAGUCCAGGCAGCAGUCUCUGUUCUUUAUCUUACUUCCUGAUUUACACAGACUCUGUUCUGUCCAGAUAACCUUGAGUAGCAAGGUGGCAGAAACUGAGAUUAGGAGUAUACAAAUAAAGAUGUGCAGGCAGUUGCUGCUUUUGCAUGAAGAUAUUCUCACAGCGCCUGUUCCUAGAAUACUAAACCAAAUUUGGGUAGUGAUGUCGAUACCAUUUUUUAAAGCUGGGAAACUUAAUGCCUAUAUUGAAAAAUAUGGAGCUAAGAUGGAGCCUCCACAAAGACUAAUUCCUGCAGUUCUUCAAACCUGCCUUUCGUAUUCACUCACUGCUAGACUUGCUCCAGCCUGGAAUAGAGCAGGUCAUCUCUUGGUACAAGGAAGAGAUUUUCUUUCUCAGAUGGGAAAACAAAGUGCUGUUGUAUUAGACAUCAAUGUAACAGAAACGCAAGUUUGUUUAAGUGUAGAAGUUUGCACUAUCAGAUUGCCACCACCUGAGCUAAAGGAGUUUGGUAUUUGUCAGCAUGUUAUAGAGAAUUUUCAGAACAAUCAGAAUGCUGUCAUUGAGAAACAUUCCAUUUUGAACAACUGGUGCUACAUUUUGCCAAGUAUGAAAAUGGGACAGAUAAUAGAUAUUCUUCAUACCACAUCCCCUGACUGUCCAUUUCAUUCAUUUGAAGAUUUCCAGCGGCACUGGGAUGACCUGUAUGGCUGUAAACUUAAAGAAGAUUGUGGAGAUAUGAAAAUAUACUGCACCAUCUACUUCAGAAUGAUCAAAGAAAGGACCUUCACGUACCCUCUCAGUUGUAUCAGAAGUCAGCCCAUUCAGUUCUUUCCAAGGGUAGAUUUGGAAGGUGUGCUGAAAAACUUUCUUUCAGAUUUAAAAUCUAAACUGCCUCAUAUAUGUGGAUUUCCCAUAAAGAUGACAAAUAAGCCAUGCUACUACACAUGGGAGCUGACCAAGCCUCAUAUACAGGAAAACAAAGUUAAACCACCCAAUCUGACUACUAAAAAAAUUUUCAGAGCUUCUUUGACUCAAGCCACUGUGGUGAAACCCACCUGGGCUCUACAUCUCCCGGGUACAGUAGCAGCAGACCACAAGGUGGAACCUUCUGCCAGCCGGCCACAGUCAGACUUAUUUUCAGUUCCUCACCACCAGCCAGAGUCUUUUCAAGAUAGAAAGCCCCCCAGACCUCCAAAGACACCACAGCUACUUUUGGAGGAGUCAAAGCUCAACAAAGAAAAUACACAAAUUCAAUGUAAAAAUCUUUGUUCACAAAGCAAUAAAGCCCCUACCUUCAUACCAGUAUUCAGAAGUAAAUCAGUACAAAUGAGCAAAAGUACCUCAGCACUUGGCAACCUGAAAAGAAAACAGCAUGCUGUUACAGAACCUAAAUCAUUUUCACUUAAAACUAGUGUAAUCCAGGAAGGCAAACUGAGUUUAGGUCCAGAUAAUAGAAAAAAAACAAAUAGUAACUUUCAAGUACAUUAUAGAAAUUUAAAUCAAAAGUGCCCUAGACCACUUCAAGAAAAAAGUACUGAGUCCUGUGAUUAUAAGACAAAGCACCCUGCUUCUAAUACAAACUUGGCUGUGAGCCUCAUUGAAAGUAAACCAUUCUCUACUAGUGCAGUGGUGCAGAUGUCAGGUAACAGCUUAGGUAUGACAAACAGCACUGUUGACCUCCAAAUGAAAGGAAAAGACAAUUUAGCAAGCAGGUGUAUAACAGAAAUUUUGGGGAAAAGCCACGAGUCACUAAAACUCAAAAGACAGCCACACAUUUUUGAAACAGACGUAGAAACUGAAGAUCCCCAAGUGCAACAGCAACAAUCAGCAAAUCUAAUUAAAGAAGUUGAUGUGGCUGAACACAGGCUGUUAGUGAGCAGAACAGUCCACAAUUGCAGACAAAAAUUAUAUCGGGAGUCUUCAAAAUUUUCUACAAAGCAUCGUUCCAAUACUAUUCAUCAAAGGCAAUCUACUUCUUCUAAGAACCAGGCACCUGACUUGGAUACAGCAAAACCUAAGAAUUCUCUCAUCAUUCCUAAGGCCUACAGUAUGAUGUGA